Colletotrichum phormii is the source of this 747-nucleotide messenger RNA. Its product is annotated as haloacid dehalogenase. Gene Ontology annotation, molecular function: hydrolase activity, acting on halide bonds, in C-halide compounds. The transcript has 2 exons. NCBI's taxonomy places the organism in Eukaryota, Fungi, Ascomycota, Sordariomycetes, Glomerellales, Glomerellaceae. The record is from RefSeq and is a predicted model, not a curated record. The coding region runs from base 1 to 747 and encodes 248 amino acids.
AUGGCGCAGGACAAGCCCAAGACGGUCAUCGCCUUUGACCUAUACGGCACUCUCCUAUCAACCGAAUCCAUCGCAAAGCAACUCGCAGAGCUCUAUGGCGACGAAGACGAAGCCAAGACUCUCGCGGCACAGUGGCGACGGUACCAACUCGAGUACACUUGGCGCAUAAACAGCAUGGGCACAUACCGUCCAUUUUCCGAAAUCACACGCGCAGCACUAAAGCACGCCGUCGCGGAGAGGAAAAAGUCGCCUCUCUCAAAGGAGGACGAAGACCGUCUGAUGGAAGCCUAUAACGGUCUUCAAGCCUUUCCGGACAUAGAGCCGGCGAUGCGCAUCGUCGAAGGGGACGACUCCAUCGACGCAUAUGUAUUCUCCAACGGGACGGAUGACAUGGUCGGCGCGUCCAUUAGGACCUGCCCCGAAAUCAACCAACGUAAGAGCCGCAUCUUUGGGCCCGAGAAGUUGGUGACUGUUGAGGGGGCGGGGUGCUUCAAGCCCGCUCCGGCAACGUACCGGCACUUUGCGGAGACGGUGGGUAUGACCGGUAGAGAGGGCGACAUUUGGCUAGUUAGUUCAAAUCCGUUUGAUGCGCUUGGUGCGAGAGCGGUCGGGUGGCGGUCUGCGUGGAUCGACCGGGCCGGGACGGGGUGGGUUGAUGCAUUGGGCAGCCUUAUCGACACCGAGCCAACGAUUGUGGCCCGAGGGGUUGAUGAAGCUCUGCAAAGAAUCGCGGAGCUCUCAAAGUAG